Messenger RNA from Sphenostylis stenocarpa, 201 nucleotides. The record is from the annotation of a GenBank genome assembly. NCBI's taxonomy places the organism in Eukaryota, Viridiplantae, Streptophyta, Magnoliopsida, Fabales, Fabaceae.
AUGACAGAAAUAAGGAAGAGGAAUGGAAUUACAGCCACAAGCACAGUAAAUAUUCUAGCAGCUGAGGCUGAUCUCUACAUGGCUGAGAUUGAAAAUAAGAUCAUUGUCAAGAUUGGAUCCAAACAGGAUCUUGGCGUUCUUCCACCAAAUGUUAAGGUCGCCACCAGUGGACAAGACUAUGCUGUGUGGGAAAGAAAGUGA